ACGAUUAAAGGCAAAAACCAUUUCUUAUAUAUAUAAAUAUAUAAAGUCAUUACCUAACCUGAUUAGUUGAGUUUUGAUCAUCAACCACCAAGUCCAGCUGCCACAGCAAAAAGCAGAAACUAACUGAUAAUUGGACACCGAAGAUGGGGUCUCAGGUCUCUAAGCAGAUGGAACGAAGAAAGGAAAUUCACACCCAGAAGAAAACACUGUGUGAUCUCAAAAGUAGUGGAGUAGAGUACCCUGGUUGUGAAUACCACCCACAAGACAGGAAAAACUGGAUGUCUGGUCUGAACCCAGAGAAACUCCACAUCAACCAGAUCGUGUGGCCAGGAACCCACGAUUCCGCAACCAACAAGAUUGGUAUCCCAUUCGUAACUCGUCCCUUCGCCCAAUGCCAAUCCCGUUCCAUCUAUGAACAACUCGUGUUGGGUACGCGCGUCCUCGACAUUCGGAUCCAGGAGAACCGUCGCGUGUGCCACGGCAUCCUCGUCACUUACGGCAUCGACGUCGUACUCAACGACGUCAAGAAGUUCCUGUCGGAGACAGAGUCCGAGAUAAUAAUUCUGGAGAUUAGAACCGAGUUCGGCCACGAGGACCCACCACAGUUCGACAAGCACUUGGAGAGUGAGUUAGGUGAGUUUUUGAUUCCGCAAGAUGACGGCGUUUUUGGAAAGACGGUUGCGGAGGUUUUACCAAAGAGAGUUAUCUGCGUUUGGAAGCCGAGAAAAUCGGCGCAACCAAAGGGUGGGAGUCCCCUGUGGAGUGGUGGGUUUCUGAAGGAUCAUUGGAUCAACACGGAUCUGCCAUUCACCAAGUUCGACGGCAAUUUGAAGCAUUUGAGCGAUAACCCACCCGUGGCGUCGCGUAAAUACUUCUAUAGGAUUGAGAACACCGUUACGCCCGUUGCGGAUAACCCCGUUCUCUGCGUGAAACCCGUUACCAGACGCAUCCAUGGCUAUGCUAGGUCUUUCAUCGCUCAGUGCUUCGCCAAGGGCUACGCCGAUAAGAUUCAGAUUUUCUCUACGGAUUUCAUAGACGAGGAUUUCGUUGACGCUUGUGUUGGACUCACCCAUGCCAGAGUUGAAGGGAAAACCUGAAACUCAAACUGCAAAUUCUGUGUCUCAAUUAUUGCUAUGGUGUGUUACGGGUGUAUAUGUUUCCACCUGUGGCUGUUUAUACGUUCUUGUUUGUUAAUUAGUGGUGUUUUUCUUAAUUUAUUUAUUUCGCUGUAAAUCGCUGCUCCAGUAUUUAUUUUUUGGUCUGUAAACGUGUAUAAUGUAAAUUGCUAUAGCAUUUUGUGGGCUGUUCUUUAAUUAUAAUUGAGCGUCUUGUAAAAUAAAUUAAAAUUAUAUUUUAAACUAAUAAAAAUAUUAUCAAGAACCAAGAAAGCGUAAUCUAUUUAUUCAAAGAUGAUGAGGUAUUUUGAUGCAUUCUGAUUAGCUCAGAAUUUGUCACUUUAUUAAGUAUUAAUGAAUCAUUCUUCAGGAUACAGUAUCGGAGUAUCUAAGUGACUGACAGGCCCUCCCUUGACCAUGAAGUUUAUAAACAAGAUUAAAAAUGGAUUUGUCUGAUUCCGGAAUUCUUUUCUUUUCUUUUUCUUUUGGUAGAAUCAGAAAUUCUUUUGAUAAUCUCAGAAAAUAUGAAUUCGAACCGAUUUAAUAUUUGUCUAACUAGUAUUGGUAUCAGGGAUCUGCAUCCUCUCGGUGGCAAAACUGGCUUCUGCAUAGUAAGCAGCCAAACUGGCGUCGGUAAGUAGGCCCCGGCUCAAAAAUUUGGGCUAUCUUCAAUAAUAACACCUUAGGGAAUGGACUUAAAUACUAAACUUGGACCAAACAAAGUAAGUAAAUUUGGAUUGAAAUAUAAUCCUUUUUAAUUCAGGAGAGUACCUCAUAUACUACUGUCUCUCUCUUUUCUAUUCACACCACCUACUGUCAUUCUUAUAAUUCAAUUUUAAGAAAUGUGAUUAUUAUCUUUCGAAGGUAAUUAAAUUCCAAAUGUCAUUUAUCAUCAAUAACUUCCAAAAACUUUAUUUUGAAAGUAAUUUUAUACCUUCUAAAAAUUUAAAUUUGAAAAAUUAUUUACAAACCAUAUAAAAGGAUGAUGCUAAAUGCACUUCCUUUAUUUUGAAUUAAUUAGUUUUCAGAUUUUUUUUACAAAAAAAAUUAACAGUAGUAAAUUAAUAUCAAUAUUGAUAAAUCUUAAAUAUUUGACAAUAUAAGCACAAUACAUGUAAUUUUCACAUUUUAUAAUUAAUAAGACGCGUUAAAAUGUCGCAUUUCAAUUAUAAAUUGAGUUAACUAGUAAGAUAAUUUAAUGCGAAAUUUAUAAUAAUUAUUUCAUCCUGGGAUCCAAAUCCGGGGAAGCUAGCCAGCAGAUUGGCAUUAUGAAACAUUACUACAUCACAUGUGACUAGUGCCAUUACAUAGAUUAAAUUUUUUGUCUGAUCAAUUAUCGCUGUUGUACGUUGAGAAAUAGUGGGAGGUCCGAUUCUGAACAAAGAACAAGUGCCUAAACA
Abrus precatorius (Indian licorice) is the source of this 2515-nucleotide messenger RNA. RefSeq lists its product as uncharacterized. Bases 144 to 1097 code for a protein of 317 amino acids. The record is from RefSeq and is a predicted model, not a curated record. Gene Ontology annotation, biological process: lipid metabolic process. NCBI's taxonomy places the organism in Eukaryota, Viridiplantae, Streptophyta, Magnoliopsida, Fabales, Fabaceae. Gene Ontology annotation, molecular function: phosphoric diester hydrolase activity. The transcript has a single exon.